AUGAGUGCAUCGACGUUCGCCGACGCCUCUCUCUCGCGCGAAGCCCAAAGUUCUGACUUUGACCUGACCAUUCGCCAGCAGCCCGACCGGGCGCGCGUGGCUGGGGGCAAGGAGAAAGAGCGCAAACCCAUCGAUCCGCCCCCGAUCGUCCAGCUCCGGGUGCGCGAGGAGGGUUCUUACCUGGCGCAACACUACCUGCAAAGCCCCUACUAUUUUAUGUGCUGCAGCUUGUACGAUGCCACAGAAGAUCGUCCCGUGCCCGUCGCACCCUCGACGGCCCUAGCAGGAACUCUAGUCUCGUCUCUUCACCGGUUGAAGGACGUGGACAACAGCGAUGGAGGGUUCUUCGUGUUUGGUGACCUGUCUGUAAAGAUCGAGGGCGAGUUUCGCCUCAAGUUUACUCUCUUUGAGAUGCGCAAUGCAGCAAAGGCUGACUGGACAAUCAGGGAUGUCGUGACCUAUUUGAAAACCGAGAUUUCGGAUCGAUUCAAGGUGUCGCCUCCGAAAAACUUCCCAGGCAUGAUGGAAUCCACCUUCCUCUCGCGGUCUUUCGCAGACCAGGGCGUAAAGUUGCGCAUUCGCAAGGAGCCUCGGACUAUGAUGAAACGCUCUGCACCUCGUCCUGACGAGUUCCCUCAGGCGAUUCCUCCUCGAUCGCCAGAUCGCCAGCCAGUGCAGAUCCCGCCUGCCGCGACGGGAUUCACAGGUUAUCCAGCAGCGACGACGAGUCGAGACUACAGCCAGUACUACGGGGCUCCUCCUGUCAAACGCCAUCGUACCUCCAUCGACUAUGGCCGACAAGGCAUCUAUGACCAAGAUAGCCGGAUGGCGGCUCGCCCAAUGGAUCCAUAUAGUCAGCCGACGCCAAUGUAUAGCCAACAGACUGCAUACCAAACCCCGGGCAUGCAGCCGUACCAAACGAGUCAGGUAGUGCCAGACUAUGGGACGCGGCCCGGCCAGCAAGCUGCUGUGGGGCAGUUGAUGGCGAUGAAUCAGCCUGGCACACCUGUACGGCAUCCCAAAAGAUACCCUCGAUCCGGAUACCAGACACCCGAGAAUUCGACUGCGACCAUUCUCCCUCCAUUGCAGCGCAGUUAUCAUCAGGCCAGCAACAGUGCCGCUGCCCGCGGCUAUUUUGAACAGGUGCCUCCCACGGCCACACCGAUUCUGCCUUCCCAGAUGGCCCCCGAAGGUAAUCGCUAUGGCUCUGCGAACGAAACUCCUCAGUGA
This is a messenger RNA of Penicillium daleae, 1230 nucleotides long. It is a transcript of the gene vosA, whose product is annotated as protein vosA. Bases 1 to 1230 code for a protein of 409 amino acids. NCBI's taxonomy places the organism in Eukaryota, Fungi, Ascomycota, Eurotiomycetes, Eurotiales, Aspergillaceae. The record is from RefSeq and is a predicted model, not a curated record. The transcript has 9 exons.